This is a messenger RNA of Fonsecaea multimorphosa CBS 102226, 2547 nucleotides long. RefSeq lists its product as uncharacterized. The coding region runs from base 1 to 2547 and encodes 848 amino acids. The record is from RefSeq and is a predicted model, not a curated record. The transcript has a single exon. Lineage: Eukaryota; Fungi; Ascomycota; Eurotiomycetes; Chaetothyriales; Herpotrichiellaceae. Gene Ontology annotation, molecular function: zinc ion binding.
AUGAUUCCACAAACUCCUUCGUUGACCGUCCCUCCAGAUAGCUCUGCCCAGCAGCUGCUGCGCCUGGGGAAGCCCUUCGUCGAGUUUCCCCGCUUCAGCAUCCUCGCUCUUCAGGAAGAGAAAGACCCAGACGGGAACCCUCUACCUUUCUCCGAGUGGCUUACCAAACGCCUCCAGCUAGGCCAGCCUUUUGUCAUUGCUGAAUUCGACAAACUCGAUACCUGGCCGGCCUCGGGUCCUCACACUGGGCACCAGCCAGGUUUCGGCAUCGAGAGGCUGAUCGAGCUGAGCACCAAAAAGAACAUCCCCAUCCGAAAUUGCAGCACCGGUCGGGAUCUGUCUUUCACCCUCAAGAAAUUUGCCGACAGCGCGAGGCAAUCUUUCCCCGAAUUCCAGAACCUCUAUGCCAGGGACUUGCAAUGUCCCCAAGAAUGGCUCGAACAAUGUCGCAGGAUCUUGCCCACAGAGGUCCAAUGGGGUGGGCGGUUGGACCUUUUCCAGUGGCUACCACAGUGUGCGAGGAGUGAAGUCAUGAUGGCCUACGUUGGCAGCGAAGGGAGCAGUUCAGGAUUCCACCGAUGCUUUUCAAGCACAGUCGCGUUAAACUUGCUCGUCGAGUCGGACGAUCGUCCGGUGGUGUGCAUCGGCACGGACUUCGACUCGCAGAAGAAAUAUGACGCCUUCUUGUCCGCCCGUGGCGCUUCACCUCAUCUAGACUGGCUAAAUCUGGGAUCGGAGGAGCUUCUGAAAGCGGACUUCCCCCUAUAUGCCUAUGAUCAACGAGUUGGCGAUCUCGUUGUGUUCCCUCCUGCCACAGCCCACCAGGUGUGGAAUCCUGCAACGCUUUCGGCCAAGGUUGUCUGGAAUAUCCUUCAUCCUCUAUCACUUGAGGUAGGGUUUGAAUACGUCCAAGCCCCCUUCAAUCGCCUCUGCCAUCCCGAUGUUGCUCGAACCAGCCUCUCAUUGGCAUACGCUAUGUUAUCUCUGCUUCCGGACAACCAGACCAUGAGGAGUUCCCCACUACCACUGCCUCCAGAUCUCCCUCUACUCUCACGCUUGUUUCGGCAAAUGGUUCAUGACGAGUCCAUUGAAUCUCAUCCUGUCACGCCAGUCACUCUGGUGCCUAUACAGCAAGGGACAAUUGCAACCUGCAACUUUUGCAGUACGGCCAUCUGGAAUCGCCACGUGCGAUGCACCCAAUGCGCUGAUUUCGAUCUCUGUCUGCUCUGUUAUCUCAGUGGCCGUUCUUGCGAACAUUCCCAAUCAUAUGCAUGGGCAGAGCUGGUGCCAGCAGAGCAAUGUACAAGGGUUCUUAACCGAGCCCGAGAGAUUCUAGGAUUCCAACCAGAAGAACCGCGCACGCUCGACAAGCGCAAGACCCUGGGGACGGCGGUCAAUGAUCUGAUGCGGGCCAAAACAUCAACAACAAGCAGACUCUGCCACCUCUGCCGGAUCGACCAUCAUGAAUGGAAAGGGCGUCGUUGCGACAAGUGCACCGCCUUUUUCUGUUAUCGAGGCUUAUUCCGACAUUUUGAUGAGUAUCCCUCGGAAGUUAUACGACACAAGGGAAUGUGGACUUGUCCCAAAUGCACAGAAACCUGCAACUGUCGAUGCUGCCAUUUCGCAACAGCGUACGUCAAAAGUGAAAAGCCUGCCAGCAAAAGAAGAGUGAAAGCCGCCGACCCUCGUGGUAAGGUGAUGGGCUUCGCAGACAAUGUGUUUGAUCAAAAGCGUGGAAAUCGACGAGAUUCCAGCCACAAUGGCUCGGGGGUUGGACCUUUGCCUGGUGUGGCACAAAUUACGGGCAAGAAGCGGGCAAUAUCUUCCUCGGCAGAUCCCGGCCCAGCGACCCCGCUGAGGAAAAUGGAGUUGCCAACACCCGAGCCGGACUUCUCUGGGACCAGGCUGGCAUUGUCAAGGGAAAGUUCUGAGUUCUUGAUGGACGGCCCUUUUGGAAGCGUCAAUGGGACGCUGCCUACGCUGUUGCCGAGUAUGAAGACAUUCCCCGAUGGCCCCGACUUCAUGGUCAGUCCUACCGACGAGAGGCAUUCGCGAGUGAGUAGCUCGCCGGGAAUAGUGUCCCUGGCCUCGGCGGCAAUCAGCUCGAGCCGCAUAACUUCCAACAUUCAGAACAAUACCCUUCCACCUAUGCUUGGGCAUCCUCCUGCUACCAAUGGCUUGUACCUCCCGCAGCACCACUCCAACGGCAGUUUCAGCACCCCGCCAUCUUCUGUCCCGACAGCGUCUCCUACAAAGCUUACUGCGAGCUCGAAUGAGACAAAAGCUCCGACCGCCGCACUGGACGCGUCCAUUAGAGAAUUGGAAACGCAACUGGUCAAACUCAAAAGGUACGAGGAAGAGUUCAUUGCUUUGAACCUGGACGACAGUCGCAAGAUGCUGGCAAGCCAGGUGGCCGAAUUGGAAAGCCAGAUCAAGGCAAAGAAGCGGGAGAAGAGUCUCAUUCUUAUUGAGAGAUUGAAGAAGGAAGGAUUUGGUGGGCUGGCGGCCGUGGUGGGCAAAGAGGUUGGGUUGGGUGUUGAUGCGUGA